Messenger RNA from Perca flavescens (yellow perch), 4231 nucleotides. Its product is annotated as protein NLRC3. The transcript is spliced from 12 exons. The coding region runs from base 2 to 3541 and encodes 1179 amino acids. Lineage: Eukaryota; Metazoa; Chordata; Actinopteri; Perciformes; Percidae. Gene Ontology annotation, molecular function: protein binding. The record is from RefSeq and is a predicted model, not a curated record.
AAUGAGUGAUGAUGUGCUGAUGAAUGAUUGGACUGAUGCUCUCAGUGUUUCCUCUCCAGAUGAAGGUGUGGACUCUGCUAUGAGUCAGUGUGAGGACAGAGAGGAGGGAGUCCCUCCCUCUAACACCACUCUGUGUGGGGAACAUGACAGCCAGACCAAAGCUCAGAGCCCAGAGAAGCAGCACAGACCUGGACCUGGAUCUGGACCUUUUAUUAAUUUAAAACAUGACAAAAAGAUCCAUCACAGACCAGACUGUCCUGAACCUGAACCCAGCUGUGUGUCCAUGAAGAGUGACCAGUCUAUGCCUUGUUAUGUAGUCUUCAAAGAUGGAUGCCACUCUGAUGAUCAAAGGAUCCAUCAGAGACCAGACUGUCCUGAACCUGAACCCAGCUGUGUGUCCAUGAAGAGUGACAAGUCUAUGCCUUGUUAUAUAGUCUUCAAAGAUGGAUGCCACUCUGAUGAUCAAAGGAGGAAUCUGGAAGAACCUGAACCCAGCUGUGUGUCCAUGAAGAGGGACCAGGAGAGCUCAGAGGUUCCCAGUGGUCAGUCUGCCCAGCAGCAUCAAACACACCUGGACUCUAUAUUUAUGCUGCUGGAGGAGGACAUCGUCACUUUUGUGAAGAAUGAGCUGAAGAAGAUCCAGAAAGUUCUGAGUCCAAAUUACCCAGAAUGCUUAGAGAGUCAGAGGGAGGAUGAGGAGGUGUUGGACGGUGAGGAUGAAGAGCAGAGGAGGAGCAGCAGAGAGGCAUUUCUGAAGAUCACACUGCACUUCCUGAGGAGAAUGAAGCAGGAGGACCUGGCUGACCGUCUGCAGAGCAGAAGUCCUGCUGCAGUUGGUAAGCGUAAACUCAAAUCUAAGCUGCAGAAGAAAUUCCAGUGUGUGUUUGAGGGGACUGCUAAAGGACACCCAACCCUUCUGAAUCAGAUGUUCACAGAGAUCUACAUCAUAGAGGAAGGGACUGCAGAGGUUAAUAAUGAACAUGAGGUCAGACAGAUUGAAACAGCAUCCAGGAAACGAGACAGACCAGAAACAAGAAUCAGACAAGAAGACAUAUUUAAAGUCUGGAAGCCUGGAAGAGAUGAACCAAUCAGAACAGUGAUGACAAAGGGAGUGGCUGGCAUUGGGAAAACAGUCUUAACACAGAAGUUCACUCUGGACUGGGCUGAAGGCAAAGCCAACCAGCAAAUUCAGUUCACAUUUCCAUUCACUUUCAGAGAGCUGAAUUUGCUGAAAGAAGAAAAGUACAGCUUGGUGGAACUUGUCGAUCUCUUCUUUAGUGAAACCAAAGAAGCAGGAAUCUGCAGGUUUAGAAAGGUCGUGUUUAUCUUUGACGGGCUGGAUGAGUGUCGACUUCCUCUGGACUUCCACAACACUGAGAUCCUGACUGAUGUUACAAAGUCCACCUCAGUGGAUGUGCUGCUGACAAACCUGAUCAGGGGGAAACUGCUUCCCUCUGCUCGCCUCUGGAUAACCACACGACCUGCAGCAGCCAAUCAGAUCCCUCCUGAGUGUGUUGACAUGGUGACAGAGGUCAGAGGGUUCACUAACCCACAGAAGGAAGAGUACUUCAGGAAGAGAUUCAGAGAUGAGGAGCAGGCCAGCAGAAUCAUCUCCCACAUCAAGACAUCACGAAACCUCCACAUCAUGUGCCACAUCCCCAUCUUCUGCUGGAUCACUGCUACAGUUCUGGAGGACGUGUUGAAGACCACAGAGGGAGGAGAGCUGCCCAAGACCUUGACUGAGAUGUACAUCCACUUUCUUGUAGUUCAGUCCAAAGUGAAGAACAUCAAGUAUGAUAGAGGAGAUGAGACAGAUCCACACUGGAGCCCAGAGAGCAGGAAGAUGAUGGAGUCUCUGGGAAAACUGGCUUUUGAGCAGCUGCAGAAAGGCAACCUGAUCUUCUAUGAAUCAGACCUGACAGAGUGUGGCAUCGAUAUCAGAGCAGCCUCAGUGUACUCAGGAGUGUUCACACAGAUCUUUAAAGAGGAGAGAGGACUGUAUCAGGACAAGGUGUUCUGCUUCAUCCAUCUGAGUGUUCAGGAGUUUCUGGCUGCUCUUCAUCUCCAUCUGACAUUCAUCAACUCUGGAGUCAACCUGCUGGCAGAAGAACAAACAACAUCUCAGUGGUCUGAAGUAUUCAAAGACAAAUCAACGUGUUUCUACCAGAGUGCUGUGGACAAGGCCUUACAGAGUCAAAAUGGACACCUGGACUUGUUCCUCCGCUUCCUCCUGGGACUUUCACUGCAGACCAAUCAGACUCUCUUACGGGGUUUGCUGACAGAGACAGGAAGUAGCUCACAGACCAAUCAGAAAACAGUUGAGUACAUCAAGAAGAAGAUCAGUAAGAAUCAGUCUGUAGAGAGAAACAUCAAUCUGUUCCACUGUCUGAAUGAACUGAAUGAUCAUUCUCUAGUGGAGCAGAUCCAACACUCCCUGAGUUCAGGAAGUCUCUCCACAGAUAAACUGUCUCCUGCUCAGUGGUCAGCUCUUGUCUUCAUCUUACUGUCAUCAGAAAAAGAUCUGGACGUGUUUGACCUGAAAAAAUACUCUGCUUCAGAGGAGGCCUUUCUGAGGCUGCUGCCAGUGGUCAAAGCCUCCAACAAAGCUCUGCUGAGUGGCUGUAACCUGUCAGAGAGAAGCUGUGAAGCUGUUUCCUCAGUUCUCAGCUCCCAGUCCUCUAGUCUGAGAGAGCUGGACCUGAGUAACAAUGAGCUGCAGGAUUCAGGAGUGAAGCAGCUGUUGGCUGGACUGAAGAGUCCACACUGCGGACUGGAAACUCUCAGGCUGAGUGGAUGUAACCUGUCAGAGAGAAGCUGUGAAGCUCUGUCCUCAGUUCUCAGCUCCCAGUCCUCUAGUCUGAGAGAGCUGGACCUGAGUAACAACGAGCUGAAGGAUUCAGGAGUGAAGCAGCUGUCGGCUGGACUGAAGAGUCCACACUGCAGACUGGAAACUCUCAAGACAGACCAUGGUGGACUGCAGUGGUUGAGACCUGGUCUGAGGAAGUAUGUCUGUGAACUUGAACUGGACACAAACACAGUACACAGAAGACUCAAACUGUCUGUUAACAACAGGAAGGUGACGUAUGUGGAGGAGGAUCAGUCAUAUCCUGAUCAUCCAGACAGAUUUGACUACUGUCCUCAGUUGCUGUGUAGAAAUGGUCUGACUGGUCGCUGUUACUGGGAGGUCGAGAGAAGAGGAGAUAUUGAUAUAUCAGUGAGUUACAGAGGAAUCAGAAGGAGAGGAGGCAAUACUGAGUGUAGGUUUGGAUGGAAUGAUCAUUCCUGGAGUCUGAUUUGCUCUGAUUAUGAUGGUUACUCUGUCAGGCACAAUAACAGAGAAACAGUCCUCACUUCCUCCUCUGUCACUAACAGAGUAGCAGUGUAUGUGGACUGUCCUGCUGGCACUCUGUCCUUCUACACAGUCUCCUCUGACUCACUGAUCCACCUCCACACCUUCAACACCACAUUUACUCAAACUCUUUAUCCUGGGUUUAUGGUAUGGUCUUGGUCCUCAGUGUCUCUGUGUCCUCUGCAGGACUGAGAGUCUCUCCUGUGGACAGAAACACUGACUGAUGAUCAGCUGCUGAAAUCAAAGUUCAGUCUGUUCACCAUCAACACACUGCACUGUGAAGCAGAUCUGUCUCAGACUCAAACACUAAACAUUAAUUUCUCUGAUUUCAUCUCUUUGAUUAUCAACAUUUAAACUGUUUAACUAGAAACACUUCAUGAUUCCUGUCAUCAGCUGGCUCUCUUUACCUGAGGAUACACUGUAUAAAGCUGAGUGAAUGUGAUGUUACUUUAAGUUUUUGGUAAAUCUGUGUCCAUGGAUACGAGCUGUACCGAGAGUUUCUGAUAUCAGAUUUGUGUUGUAAUAAACUUUUAUAUUCAAGUAAGAACAACUGAGGCUCUGAGACUAAGACUAAAAUAUUAAACUUAAAGUCUGAAACUGAGCUCUGAAAGAAACUUCUCCAAAUGUCAAACAAGAGUCUUUCAGGAUCCAAUUCAGCAUCUGUGAAAAAAUAAUUACAGGUUGUAAAAAGAUCUGUUUCUGUAUACAAACUAAAUCUUUUGUUUCUACUCAACAGUUUUCAUCUUCUUACAGAUUUUUAUUUUUUAUGGCUCUCCAUAGCCAUUGUUCUUAUUCACAUUUAUGAAUUACUUUUUACUUGUACUUCCCUUUGUUUUGUGUUACUUAAUUUUUAAUAUGUAUUAUCGUGUAUGUUUUUAUGUA